GCGGCAGAGGGCGCUGGGUUGGUGGUGCCAUGGCGGUGCCGCUGCUCGGGCGGGCGGUGUCGGUGCGGCUGCUCCGCCUGGAGAGCCGCCUGGCGCGGGCGGAGCGGCGGCUGAGGGCAGCCCUGGCGCUGCGGGGCCGCGUGCGGGAGCUGGAGCGGAGGCUGGAGCCGCCUCGGGGAGCGGAGCGGAGCGGGGACGGAGAGGACGAGCACAGCGCUGUCUGUGUUAAGAAAGAGCCGCGCACAGCAGCGCAGGAGGAGCUGGAGGCUGCGGGAGCGGAGCCGGAGCCGUGCCCAGGUGCUUCUGCUAAGCUCACCUUGGGCUUUCCCCGUGCAGAGCCAGCAUCCUCUGAGCCCAAAGCUUCAGGUCAGACCAGGAGAGGAGUGGAGGUGUGUGGCACAGAGCUGCCAGCACAUGAAGACCUGCCAGGAGACAGCGAGUCUCAGAGCUGCACGGCCGCGGUUUUGUCGUGGAUUAAACAGGAGGAGGAGCCGCACUGCCCUGAGCCGCAGGGCGCAGAGAAAGAAGAAACCCCCACAGGGCCCAAUGCAGUGCAUGAUGAGAACAGAAGGAGGGACCCCCUGGCUGCCAGCUUUGUAAGCACCAUGUGUGACUCCAACACGAUGGAGAGACCCGAGGAGAAGUUUCACGAGGAUCCCAGCCCCACGUUGACGUGGGACGGUCAGUGGAGCUCAGAAAUGAUGGAAACAACCACCAGCAGAAACAGCUUUGGGGGCAACGCUCAGUACGACCGAGCCUUUGCUGAACACCUGGAUCUGUUUAGUGCUCAGCAAAGUGACGUCAGAAAGAGACCGUGCGCGUCCAGCAGAUGCGAGAGGAGCUGCAUCCAGCAGCAGCAUCUUCCAGCUGUGCAGGGAGCCCGGGAGGAGCUGCUGCCAGGCCCCAAGUGUGAGAACAGCCCCAUCGAAGCGACCUUCCAGCACCCAGUGGAUGCUGCAGGGGAGAGGUUUGAAGGGCCGGCAGCAAGUAGUGCAGGUAGAACCCAGCUUCGUGAGCACAAUGGACUCUGCAGAGAGGACUGGACAUCGAUGGGGAGCAGGGGGAAGAUCCCUGCAGAGAACUUGUUAUCCAGCCCCUGCCAGGCCGACCCGCGGGACGUGCUGGAUGCACCCAGGGGUGGCUCAGCAAACCAGCAGCAGGGUAAGGGGAAAUCCUAUAUAUGCAAUGACUGUGGGAAGAGCUUUGUUUGCCACUCGUGGCUGGUCCGACACCAGACCUCCCACACGGGAGAGAGGCCCUACAAGUGCUCGCAGUGCGACAAGAGCUACAGGAGGAAGGAUUAUCUGCUAAAGCACCUGCGCCGCCACUCGGGCCAGGGGCUGUUCCCCUGCCGGCUCUGCAGCAAGAGCUUCGUGCUCAGGAGGAGUUUAACAAAGCACCAGCAAAGCCACGUGCAUGGAAUGCAGCAGAGCAGCGGCUGGGCCUGCACGGAGAGCGGGGCCGUGCUGCACUCCAGGUAGAGGAUCCUGCCGUGCUGUGGUGCAUGGCGGGGUGUCCCAGCACUGUGCGAACCGAGCCCUGCAGGCGCUGAGGCUGAAUCAAAACGCUUGUCAUACACAGGGGCUGUGGCUGAAGCUGUGGUCCCCACACAGCCCUGUUUGCACAGCAGGGAUCGCACACAGCACAGCGGCCCUAUGGGUGCACAGGGUGUUUAAUAGCCCUAUAGAAGAACAUGAGCCCAGCAACCAGCUGUGAACUGACACUGUGUGUGUGUGUGUGUGUGACCGCAGGGCCUGGCACCCCACUGGGGGGUCCCUGAGGUGCUGCCCCCAUCGGCUGCAGGGGGAGGUUUGAACGGAGCCGAAUAAAACUCAGAAUGUUUGGG
This is a messenger RNA of Coturnix japonica (Japanese quail), 1846 nucleotides long. RefSeq names its product zinc finger protein 777-like. Gene Ontology annotation, molecular function: DNA-binding transcription factor activity, RNA polymerase II-specific; RNA polymerase II cis-regulatory region sequence-specific DNA binding. Gene Ontology annotation, cellular component: nucleus. Gene Ontology annotation, biological process: regulation of transcription by RNA polymerase II. Lineage: Eukaryota; Metazoa; Chordata; Aves; Galliformes; Phasianidae. The record is from RefSeq and is a predicted model, not a curated record.